AUGUUUAUAUAUUUGGAGCUAGCUCGUUCAUUUAAAUGUAAAAGUGACAAAAAAAAACAAGGAAGAAAUGGAGAAACUUUUGUUGAUGGUUUUCUUGUUAAUAGCAAUAGCCAUGCCUACAAUAACUCAUGGGCUUGAUCAAAGUCCAAAAGGAGUGGAAAAAUGGUUCAAGAAGCUUCCCCAUGCAAAAGAAAAAAUGACCAAACUUCACUUCUACUUUCAUGACACUGUGACUGCCAAGAACCCUUCAGCAAUCCAAAUAGCCCAAGCCAACAUCACAUUUCAAUCACCAACUUUUUUUGGCCUAUUAAGGAUGUUUGACAACUCACUGACUGUUCGGCCAGAUCCCAAUUCAAAAGAAAUAGGUCGAGCCCAAGGGAUUUAUGGCUCAGCUUCGUUUGAAGAUAUAGAACUUCUUAUGACUCUCAACCUUGUGUUCACUAAGGGCAAGUACAAUGGUAGCACACUCAGUAUCCUCGGACACAACCGGAUAUUUCACGAGUAUAGAGAGUUACCUAUUGUUGGUGGUUCGGGUGUUUUCCGGCUAGCACGAGGGAUCGCCACCGCGAAAACUUACUGGGCUAGUAACGCCACGCAGAACGCAAUUGUUGAAUACCAUGUUGUGGUUUUGCAUUAUUGAACUCUCCCUUGUUUGUUUUGAUUUUUCAUGUAUCCGGAUGUGAUGCCAAAUGCCAAUAAUUUGAAUGUGUGUAACGAACAAAAGUAAUUGUCUGUUCCCUUGUUUGUAAAUUUCAGUGUGUUUGGAAUGACAUAAAGCAUAUUUUGCUGUUUGAGUGCAUUAAAGUGUGAAAAUAUUUCACAUCAAGUAACAAUUUAAUAUCGAAGACCCGCUUUAUAAGA
Messenger RNA from Nicotiana attenuata, 861 nucleotides. Its product is annotated as dirigent protein 22-like. The transcript has a single exon. Bases 68 to 640 code for a protein of 190 amino acids. NCBI's taxonomy places the organism in Eukaryota, Viridiplantae, Streptophyta, Magnoliopsida, Solanales, Solanaceae. The record is from RefSeq and is a predicted model, not a curated record.